This is a messenger RNA of Rhea pennata, 1219 nucleotides long. It is a transcript of the gene GCHFR, whose product is annotated as GTP cyclohydrolase I feedback regulator. Gene Ontology annotation, cellular component: cytoplasm; nucleus. The transcript is spliced from 3 exons. Bases 124 to 402 code for a protein of 92 amino acids. NCBI's taxonomy places the organism in Eukaryota, Metazoa, Chordata, Aves, Rheiformes, Rheidae. Gene Ontology annotation, biological process: negative regulation of biosynthetic process. The record is from RefSeq and is a predicted model, not a curated record. Gene Ontology annotation, molecular function: GTP cyclohydrolase binding.
GCCGCUGCGGGGGAGCCCGCGGAGCCCGCGCAGACGGGGCGGGCGUGGAGGAGGCGUGGGGCCGGAGCGGGCGCUGCCCCGCGGCGGUGGAGGUUGCACUGGGGCGGCGGCGGCGCCGGGACCAUGCCCUACCUGCUCAUCAGCACGCAGAUCCGCAUGCUGCUCUGCUGCAUUUUCCUGCAGGAAGUCGGCCCAACCAUGGUGGGAGAUGAACAUUCGGAUCCCAACUUGAUGAACUACCUGGGGGCCACAAAGAGGAACAUGUUGGGUAACCACUUCUGGGAGUACUAUGUGAAUGAUGCACCCCGGAUAGUCUUGGACAAGCUAGAGAGCUGUGGUUACCGAGUGGUCAGCAUGACAGGCGUGGGCCAGACGUUGGUGUGGUGCCUCCACAAGGAAUAGCAAGGAAGACUUCUGCAUUCUACCUGGACAAGACCCUGCUGUGUAUCAUCUCACACAGGACUGACAGCAAACUUCUCCUCUUGAGUAGUUCCUUUCUGUCCCAGAUUCCAGGCACUCGUGUGGGUGAGUCAGGGGGGAGUGCCAUGGAGACAAAACUUCACUUAAUGGAAGCUUGCCAUCUCUGCCAUUGUACAAGGCCUUAGGGGAGGAACACAUGCCCAGUCCAGACUAAAGGUAAAUCAUAAACAGAGAGCAGAGGGGUCUAACUAUGCAUUCAUCCAAAUGAUAGUCUGGCAAAUACUAUCCAUUUACAUUUUAAUCAUCCUCUAUUUAGCAUGGAGAGAGAACUCAAACAGAUUUAUCUGUCUCUUCCUUAGGGCUGCCCCAGAGAGGUAUGUGCUGAGCUGAGAGUUCAGAGCAUACCACCAUCCAGUCCAUGGGAGGGAGAACAGAGAGGGUGACGGGGAGGGGAGGCCAAGCACAAAUGGCAUAUACUCUAAUCUCUUGAAACUGAAGUGGUGGCGGCUAAACCUGCAUGUUGCCCUUUUGAGAAUCCCUUCACUUGGCAGCAAAGCCAAUUUCUCUCCCAAAUGGAAUUGUGAUUAGCAGUGUCAGACCUUUAGUCCCAAGACUGCCAUUCAAGCAUAACACCUGGUUCCUGAAAUAGCCUUAGAGCAGCACAGAAAGGUGUAGUGAACAUUUCAGGGUUUGGGCUGCAUAAUCUUAACAGCAGCAGUUGCAAUGCUGGAUUGUUUUGGACUGUGUGUAUUGAUCCUGCUGUAGGGGUAAUACUAAUAAAACAUUUAUCUAAAGAGAC